Spinacia oleracea (spinach) is the source of this 1052-nucleotide messenger RNA. Its product is annotated as 50S ribosomal protein L17, chloroplastic-like. Gene Ontology annotation, molecular function: structural constituent of ribosome. NCBI's taxonomy places the organism in Eukaryota, Viridiplantae, Streptophyta, Magnoliopsida, Caryophyllales, Amaranthaceae. Gene Ontology annotation, biological process: translation. The record is from RefSeq and is a predicted model, not a curated record. Bases 159 to 800 code for a protein of 213 amino acids. Gene Ontology annotation, cellular component: cytosolic large ribosomal subunit; ribosome. The transcript is spliced from 3 exons.
UUUAAGGUGGAGUUUAGCGUAGCAUAUCUUCAGUCAUUUGCAAUUUUCUAUCCCUUUAAUUUUAGCAAGUGAAAGGGUGAACAUACUGGUUCUCUCUCCUCCCUUAUCCAAUUUGAAUUGGGCUUCAGCUCUCUCUUCCAUAGUACCAUUUCAACUAGAUGGCUUGUUCAUCGUCAACAACAUGGAGCAUGGCAACUCUGAAAUCAGCUUUGCCUUCGGUUCCAUCAGCUCCCAUGUUCAACAAGUUGCCCAUUUCGGCUUCCUAUAAUACAUCGCCCUCAAAGUCGCGUACAGUGGGACUAUCACUACGCAGUUCUAAGCCUCUUCUACCACACUACAGUGGCCUCAGUGCACUCUGCCCACUUCUCUCAUCAUUUCCCUCUGGAUCAGAGAACUCAGGAUUUGACAGUCUUUUCAAAAUGAUCGAUAAUGGAGGUCGAUUCUUUGCCAUGAAACACGGAAGGAAAAUACAUAGACUUAGCAGGCCUGCAGAUCAGCGUCGUGCACUUCUCCGAGGCCUUACAACUCAACUUCUUAAGCAUGGACGUAUCAAAACUACAAGAGCAAAAGCAAGUGCUAUGAGGAAGUACGUUGACAAAAUGAUUACCUUGGCUAAAGAGGGAUCCCUUCACAAAAGAAGGCAAGCACUUGGUUUUAUAUAUGAGAAGCAGAUUGUUCAUGCCUUGUUUGCCGAGGUGCCAGAAAGGUACGGAGACAGAAAUGGAGGAUACACAAGGAUUAUCAGGACACUCCCAAGGAGAGGAGACAAUGCUCCAAUGGCCUACAUUGAGCUUGUUUAGGUCACUUGAUAUUUUCAAUUUGCACUGAGCUUGUAUCAUGAGAGAUCUUUGUUCUGUAGUUUUGGGGGUUUUUAUUUUAGCAUACAUCUUUUUGUUUAUUACCAUUUUGUAAUUGCAACUCAAUCUCCUGUUACUUUAGAACUACUAUGAUUAAAGCUGUAUCCAGAAUUUGGAUGUGGUGUGGUUAUUUACUUAUUUACCACAAAUUUGGAUGUUCUAUUUAUAAUUUCAUUAGCAUUAUGGUUCACUUGA